Chelmon rostratus (copperband butterflyfish) is the source of this 1254-nucleotide messenger RNA. It is a transcript of the gene psmb12, whose product is annotated as proteasome 20S subunit beta 12. NCBI's taxonomy places the organism in Eukaryota, Metazoa, Chordata, Actinopteri, Chaetodontiformes, Chaetodontidae. The transcript is spliced from 6 exons. The coding region runs from base 237 to 890 and encodes 217 amino acids. Gene Ontology annotation, molecular function: threonine-type endopeptidase activity. The record is from RefSeq and is a predicted model, not a curated record. Gene Ontology annotation, cellular component: proteasome core complex.
AAGCGUCACUUUUACUUCAUCUUCUGUCAUUAGUGAUACAGGCUGCUGCUCAGAAGACAUUAAGAAGCUCAUACCUCGCUGCGUUGUCGAAAUUAAACCCAGCUGCAGGAGUUUCGAGGACAUUUGAUAGCGCCAUCCCGGAUCUGUCCGCGGCUUCUCUGCGCGUCUCCGUGCGCCUGAGGUCGCUGUUCUGAGCGUCGCCUCUUCUUCCUCUCUUUCGAUUUUGUGGAGUGAAAAUGGAGAAACGCUGCACGGACUCACAAGUCAAAGGCGUCAGCACAGGGACCACCAUCCUGGCUGCCACUUUUGAUGGAGGGGUCGUGAUUGGGUCAGAUUCCAGGGCUUCCAUUGGAGGGGAAUAUGUGUCAUCUAAGACCAUCAACAAAGUGAUUCAGGUUCAUGAUCGGAUCUUCUGCUGCAUUGCUGGAUCACUCGCAGACGCUCAGGCUGUCACCAAGGCUGCAAAGUUCCACCUGUCCUUCCACAGUGUCCAGAUGGAGACCCCUCCUCUGGUGAUAUCAGCUGCUUCUGUGCUGAAAGAACUGUGUUACAAAAACAAAGAGGAGGUACAGGCCGGCUUCAUCACGGCAGGCUGGGACAGGAAGAAAGGUUCACAGGUGUAUGUCGUGUCUUUAGGCGGGAUGUUAGUCAGGCAGCCUGUUACCAUCGCAGGCUCAGGCAGCACUUACAUCUAUGGCUACGUCGACGCCAAAUACAAACCCAACAUGAGCAGAGAGGAAUGCCUACAGUUUGCCACCAAUGCUCUUGCUCUGGCCAUGGGCAGAGACAACGUCAGCGGCGGCGUGGCUCACCUGGUGGUGAUCACAGAAGCGGGAGUGGAGCAUGUUGUGGUACCUGGUGACAAGUUGCCUAAAUUCCAUGAUGAGUGACUGCCUCUGAACAACCAAUGUGUUAUUGCUUGGAAGCCACUAUUUUGCUCUGUGUGACUGAAAUGUGAGAAAUCAUACACACACGCUCACCUGAAGAACAAGUCAGACACCUGGAAAGCAAGUUCAUAUACAAUGAAAAUAAAAAACUUGUUAAUUUUGAAAUGGUGGUGUGACAAUUGUUGAGUCUUUAUUAUGGUAAUAUGCAGGCUAGUACACAAAAUCAGAAUCAUUCCAUCAUAAAAAUAUAAUCAUUAUUAACCAUUGUACUAUAGGCUUAAGGUUUCUCUGCCUAUUUUCUGUCCUGAUCACAAGUUUUUUAAAUGUAUGAAAAUAUGGGACAUAAAAAUAAAUAUUUUCUGAAACA